GGUGCGGUACUCACUGCAGUUAUUGACCUCGGCACCAGCUUUCGCCGGGCAGCUAAGCCUCUUGGACCGUCUUUUGACACCUCUCAUUCUGCUGUGUAUGAUUGUGGGCGUAAUAAUUGGCGAGUUCGUCCCGAAUGUUCAGCAUGCGUUCAACACCGUCCGCUUCAAGAGCGUCUCCGUCCCAAUUGCAAUCGGCCUCAUCGUUAUGAUGUGGCCUAUCCUAACCAAGGUUCAGUAUGAAUCUUUGCACAAGUUGUUCAAGACGCGGCGGCUGUACAUCCACAUCCUACUUUCGCUCGUUCUCAAUUGGAUCGUCGGUCCACUCAUCAUGCUUGCAUUGGCAUGGGCGACCUUGCCAGACCUGCCAACGUACAGAGCGGGAGUUAUCAUGGUCGGCCUUGCGAGGUGCAUCGCCAUGGUCAUGAUAUGGAACCAGCUCGCACGUGGAGACUCGCAAUACUGUGCAAUAUUGGUCGUUAUCAACAGUAUCCUCCAGAUCAUACUGUACUCACCAUACUCGCUCCUGUUCGUGAACAUCAUCGGGGGUGGUCGCAAUGCACAGGAUAUACGGGUGGAUUAUGGCGAUGUGGCGAUAUCGGUCCUCAUCUAUCUUGGUAUUCCGCUCGUUCUUGGCUUCCUGACGCGCUUCGUCGUCCUCGGGCUGACGUCGCACGACUUCUUCCACAAUCGCUUCCUCCCGUUCUUCGGGCCGCUCGCGUUGCUGGGCCUACUAUACACGAUUCUCGUCAUGUUCGCGCUCCAAGGACACCACAUCUUACACAACCUCGGUCCCGUCUUCAGGGUGUUCGUGCCCAUGAUACUCUACUUCUGCGUCAUGUGGACUGCCGCCUUUGUGCUUGUAUGGCAGCUCAGCGUACGGUACAGCAGCAACAAGGCUUGGAGAUAUGAGCUGGCAGUCGUACAGGCUUUCACCGCUGGGAGCAACAACUUCGAACUUGCGAUCGCGGUGACCAUCGCUGUUUAUGGUGUGGACUCGGACCAGGCUCUGGCAGCAACUAUAGGCCCUCUCGUAGAGGUCCCAGUGUUGCUUGCUUUGACGUGGGUGGCGCUUUAUUUGAGGACACGUCUCAGGUGGGGUGCAGAUGAAGACGUCGAAUCAACAACAGCAGGCGAUCCUCACGAUGAGAGGGUGGGAAUACCAUCCCCCAUUUGUGAGACAUCCUGUCGUGACCGGUAGGGUGAGUUCUCGCGGCGGCGAUUCUCACACCUGGGUUGUUCCUCUCUUGUGUUUGGAAUAUACUUGCUUCUCGGCUGAACACGGUUGUAAAAGCAAUUCUAGGCCGUACCUAUUCCUAGAAAGGUCUUAGUGACGGCGCGUUGUGCUCGGGAGAACUAGUUUGCAGCCUGUGUAAUGCCUCAACCAGCCUAGGGUCCAUGGUGUAUGACCGGUCA
Molecule: messenger RNA, 1413 nt
Organism: Phanerochaete carnosa HHB-10118-sp
Lineage: Eukaryota; Fungi; Basidiomycota; Agaricomycetes; Polyporales; Phanerochaetaceae
Exons: 4
Coding region: 98-1198 (366 amino acids)
Biological process (GO): arsenite transport; antimonite transmembrane transport
Cellular component (GO): plasma membrane
Molecular function (GO): antimonite transmembrane transporter activity; antiporter activity; arsenite transmembrane transporter activity
Source: RefSeq, a predicted model, not a curated record